Messenger RNA from Diversispora eburnea, 639 nucleotides. The record is from the annotation of a GenBank genome assembly. Lineage: Eukaryota; Fungi; Glomeromycota; Glomeromycetes; Diversisporales; Diversisporaceae.
AUGAUCAAAGGUGGCUUAAAUGAUCUUUCUCAAUGGACAUCAAAAGAAUUUCAAAUUUUAGGUUUUACACUUGAAAAAAUUAUUCCAUUCAUAAGAUUCCUUCAAAUUUCUAGUGGAGAAUUUUAUAAAAAAGUCAAACCAUUUUCAACAAUUUUACCUAUAGAAUUAUAUGAAGAAAUUCUUCAAUAUCAUUUAGUACCAGGGCAUUUACCAGAUUUUGAAUUAAUCCAACCCAAACGAGCAGUAAUUGAUUCAUUUAUAAUUGAAAGAAAACAUGCAGCAACAAUUGCUAGUUGGAUUGAUGGAUGUGAUUUAAGAAAUUCCAAUAAUAAUAAUUAUGAUUAUGAUAUCUCUAGUCGAGGUAGUAGUUAUAAUAGUUGUAAUGAAGAAUUUUGUUCCUCACGAAAUAUAGUUAGUAGAGUACGAGAAGCUACUAGAGCGAUUAAUUAUUAUUCAAAUUAUGGACCAUCAUUUGGUAGAGAUGAUUUAAAGAUGGCAGGUAAUUUCAAAUUAGAUUCAAGAUGUUGUUGUAAACAAGGUGAUUAUGAUUUUAGUAUUAGGGAAAAUACUGGUUAUUUUUCAGUAGAUGAAUAUGAAUAUUUAAAUUCAAUAUUUUCAGUCAACAAUGAAUAUAUAUAA